Stegodyphus dumicola is the source of this 10025-nucleotide messenger RNA. RefSeq names its product beta-1,3-galactosyltransferase 5-like. Lineage: Eukaryota; Metazoa; Arthropoda; Arachnida; Araneae; Eresidae. The record is from RefSeq and is a predicted model, not a curated record. Gene Ontology annotation, molecular function: hexosyltransferase activity. Gene Ontology annotation, cellular component: Golgi membrane. Gene Ontology annotation, biological process: protein O-linked glycosylation.
AUUAGAAAAAGGGACGCGAGAUCUGCCGGCGUGCAGGAUCCUAGGACCAGCACGCGGCGAAUGCCACGGAUAUGCCACCGGUCGGAACGACUCUCUCGAAGUGAAACGCCAAGAUGAUUAUGGCGCGGCCUUGCGAGCGCCGCUUGCGGACUGUCUUGGUAUUCGUAGCUGCCACUUACGCUCUCUCGACCCUAGUGUACCUGUUCUUGGAUCGAGAACCCGCACCAUUACUGUUGAGGCCGAAUGCCACCUGGUGGAGGACGGAUGCACUUCCAUAUAACAUGUCACUUCUCGAAGGAAUAAAUGACUUAGAGUGGCUAGUUGAUUCUCCUGGCUUCAAGUUCCUUAUAAAUAACAAGCGUUGUGAUGGAGAUGACUCAAUUUUUCUUGUAAUAUUUAUUCACUCUGCUCCUACCAAUUUUCGCAAACGUCAGGUUAUCAGGGACACAUGGGGCCGUGAAGAAAAUCUUUCUCGUGAUCCAAUGCGAGUAGUUUUCUUACUAGGAACAGUUUCAGAUCCUGAGAUCCAACGUCGUAUUAAAGAAGAAAAUGAUCUCUAUCAAGAUGUUGUGCAGGGUAAUUUUGUUGACAGCUAUCGUAAUUUAACUUACAAACAUGUCAUGGGAUUGAAGUGGGUCACAUAUUUUUGUCGUCAAGCCCGCUUUGUUUUUAAAACUGAUGAUGAUAUCUUUGUUGAUAUAUUUCAACUUGCAUCUUUCCUUAAAGAUGUCUUUGGCGAAUCUGAAAGUGUAGCUAAUCUAAUGAUGUGUUACUUGAUUCGAUCACCUCAUGUGAAACGUAGCCAACGCAGCAAAUGGCGAGUGAGUUUCAAGGAAUAUCCUGGUCGAAAAUAUCCUACAUACUGUUCAGGGUGGGGUGUACUUAUGAGUCCUGAUGUUGUUUUCAAAUUGUACCUUUUGUCUUCCAAAGUACCAUAUUUUUGGGUAGAUGAUGUUCAUGUGACUGGUACAUUGGCAAGUCGUGUAGGUAUUUCUCAUGUUGAUUUCACAGAAAAGCUAGCACUAACAGCUGUGGACAUGGACAAAUGGCUGAACAGUGAAGAUAUAGUCAGGCCUUACUUGUUUGGUCAUCCUAAUUCAGAUGCAGACACAAUAUUUGCUCUUUGGAAUCGAACAAUGCAGUACUAUCAUCGACCACUGGUAUCUUACAGGUAGCAUAUGUCCUUCUAAUCAUUAUGUUGUGAGUCACUCUAUUAAAUACUUUAAGAGCAUGUUUCAUACCCACUUCUAAUUCUUUCUAAAAUAUGUGUUGUGUGUAAAAUAUGACAGGCUUAAAGUAAUUCACUGUAUCAUUUUUUUAACAUGACAAAAACAUUAAUCAUAUGUUUUAGUAUCUUGAAGAAUCUUGUUGUGACUAAUCUUUUAUAAAGUUUUGCUAAAGUAAUAAAAUGUGAAGACUGUUUUCUUAAUUUUAAUUUUCUGUGCUAUUGCAUCAAGUACAUAAAGAUGAAUAUUUUUUUAAGAAAUUGUUUUUUCAAAUUCGCAGGGUUAUUAAAAUUAGAACUGUCAGAACCCUGUGGGAGAAAGAAUAUGAGGAAACAGGAACCAAAACUAAAUAAAUUAUAAUAAAUAAAGGCUGAAUAAUAAUGACUAAUUAAAAUUGAAUAUAAAGAAAUAAAUCAAAUAUUAAUUAGAGGGAUACUAAAUAGAAUUAAAGUAGUAUAUCGUAGAAAGUUACAGGAAAUAAGGAAAAUAAUUGAGAGCUAAGUAAAUUAAUGAUAACAAAACAUCCUACCCUUAAUAAGAAGAAAUGUAAGUGUUUUAAACAGUAUUCUUCAUGCUUAGAUAAUACUAUUUUCUUAUUUUUACUCCUAAUUCUUUAAAAAUCUUCUUGACCAGAUACCUGUAACACUGUAGCUUUCCCACAUGUUUUUCUUCUUCCUGGGAAAGUGAGAAAUAAAUUCAAUAGUUAACAUAUAAGUACUAGUUUUUAUAAUUCAUAAAAGAAAAUUGCAUUAACAACAAAAUUUCUUGCUAACAGGGCAGUUAAAUUAUCACAUAAAGCAGUGUAGCUGAUCUUAUUUAGUGUUCCAGUGCACUUUAUCUGGAAUUGUAAUUUUGCUUAUAAACUGAGAAGUACCAGAGCCCAGCUCCUUUGGGCUCCAGCUGUAUUUAAGCCUUACCAAUUUAUUAAUGGCAAAAGAAGUAUAAGAGAGUAUUAUGAGCAGUGAAAUUAUUUUCAUUGAUAAUUUUUUUCCUGCUGCUAUCUUAUUUAUUUCUUGUGAUUUCUUUAAAAUGAUUCAAAAAUGAAAUAUAUGCAUGCAAAUAUAGUAUAAUAGCACAGAAAAUUAUAAUUUUUAGAUGCAGAAGUCUUAAGAAUUAGAGUAUGUUUGUUUAUAUGCAAAUUUCUUUGUGCAUUUUGCAUUUAAUGUAAUACUUUAGUACAUUAUUUUUAUAUUUUUAAAAAUGUUAUUAAUUAUAAUUGUUUUAAUGUAGCUUUAGAGGAUUUUAAUAUAAAUUCACUAUAUUUCCAGCAAUUUAAUUUUUCUAAUAUUAUGUAUGUAAUAUAUUUUAUUCUCAUUAAUGUAUUCAUGGAGUGACUUCUUAUGUUGCAAACAAGGGUUCAGGUUGAAGUUUGGUAGAUUUCUACCUUUAUAUAAGAGUUAAAUGUUUACAGGUAGAAACUACGUUGAUCCACUUUUUUGCUGUGAUAGUUUUGGAAAGACAUAUGAUGUUUGCCCAAAGUUUUCAAAGUAUUUCUGGAGGUAUUCUCUCCUGUGAUAUGGACCUUGUGUGUUGUUAAUAGUCCCUUUUUGUGUAAUUCUUGAUGCAUUAACAAAAUGUCAAUUCUAAUAAUUUUCCUUUGUUGAUAACAUGAUAAACAUUUGAAUGUGAUUUUACUUCAUUUGACCAAAUAAUGAAAUAUUUUAUGUAAUGAUAUCAAUUUUAAAUGUAGAAAUCCUUCUCAUAAGAAAUUCCUAUUGUUAUGCACAAUUGUUAAAAUAAAUUUUUAACUGAUAUUGAGUUUAUCAAAAGUGAUGUAACUUUCUGAAAUUGAAUGUCAUUAAAUCACCUGCAUGAACACUGUAAAGGCAGCUUCUCUAAUAAUCUAGAUGCCAGAUUUUCUGCUUGCGUGUUACACUAGUUAAAACUUUGGGGGAUGAAACUGUUAAUAUUUAUGACUUGUUGGCUUAUCAUGUUUAUAGAAUCAUCCUAAAAAUUUUCUUCUAAGUGUUAUUUCCUGGAGAUAACAAGGGUACAGUUACAAAUUUGAAUUCAUAAAUUUUUGUGUUUCUGUUUUAUUUGUAUAUCUGUUUUAACUUUUCAAAUUUAUCUUGCCAUUUAAAUUAUUAAGAUGAAAACUGCCAGUUAAAUUUUCAUAUUUUUCUUUUGUAGUGAUAUCUUGUAUCAAAUACAGUGUUUACGUAUUUCUUUUUUUGUAUUGUAAAAGCUGCUGCUUUCCCCCCUCCCCUUCCUUCCUUCAUUUUAUUUUCUAAAGAAAAUAUUUAAAUUAUAUUAUAAAGGUGUUUUGGAAGGAAAUAAAAUGGGCCUAAUUAAUGUUAAAAUUGAAUAUUUAAUAAUUUAGCCUUCAUAUUAACAGUAUUUCUAGUAGGCUGUUUGUUUUAUUAGUAAAUUAUCAUAGUUUAUUGUAAAAUAUGUGUAUAAAUAAUUUUACUUUUUAUCAGUGAAGACUCGUAGAUAUUAUACAUCACGGAUCCUGUAUAAAUCUGCUGCUACUGAUAUUUAGAAUCGAAGAUUUUAUAGUGCAUUAUGCAUUUAUUUAAGAUAUAAAAUUAAAUUACAACUAGUUUGCACACAAUUCACAUAUUAAACUCAUACUUUUUAUUCUCAAACUUAACUUCAAUUUGUAUCUUUUGCUUACUUUAUUGCUAUGCAUGAAAGAUUUUUUUAUUUCUUUAAUGAUAUAGCUAAUAGGAUUGGCAAUUUCUAAAUUGGUAUGAGUAUUAUUUUUAUAAAUUUUAUGCACUAAAUUAAAUUUUUAUACAUUUUAUUGCCAUUUAUGUCAGUUUCAAGAAUUAGGUUAUGUUCUCUAAAUUUUCUUUACAUAUCUUUUUUAUUUUAUGAUCUUUCAUUUUAAGGUUCUGGCUUUUAAAUAACUUUUUAUUUGAAUAAUUCCAUUGCUUCACAGAAUAACAAAAUUUUCUUGUAUUCAAAAUAUUGUGAUUUGUGUAAAUGUCUUCCAAUUUGUUCUAAAUACGUUCCAGUAUUUGGUUUUUACCUCUGUUCUGCUGUGAAGUGAUAUAGAAAAUGCUUAUAUUGGUCUGAGCCCUUGUUUUGAUGACUUAACAAUUCACUGAAAAUACUUUUAAGAAUUCAUAGAAAAUGCUCUUAAAAUGGAAAAAAAUACCAAGAAAAAAUAAAAAAGUCCCCCUCCCCACACACACCAGUAUAAAAAAUAGUGCUAUAUAAAAUGACGCAAUUGACAAACAUUGACAAAUGACGUAAACCCAAACAGUUGUACAUACUGAACACUUGAAUUCAAUUUUUUCUGAAUUUUCAGUUUUACUCAAAUAUAUUCAAAUUGCCAAAUUAUAAAAUGCUUCUUUCAUGUUUUGAAAAGGGAAAUGUCUUCUGUUGUCAGUAUAUAAGUUUAUAUCGUAAGAAGUUUCUCUUGAUAUUUACUGGAGUUAUUAGAGUAUACUUGGGGGGGGGACUAUAUUACUUAUUGUUGAUUGUUCUUAAGUUUUCUCCUAUCAAAAUAAGGGAUAUUUUUCUCAUAGUUUGAAAAGCCACAGUUUUUAGUCAAAACAAUGCUGAAUUUAGUAGAUGCAGAAUUUGAACCUUUGUCUUUUAUAAUUUAUAAAACAUUGGCUAAUAUAUUGAUGUAAUUUAUUGCAUCAACAAGUUCCAUUUUUGCUCUGGUAAGGAUUUAAUAGUUGAAUUAGGAUCCUGGAAUAGGAUCUGGUGUAUGAAAGAUUUCCCUCAAUUUUUGUUUAUGGAGAAAUUAUUCUGUGCAAUUUGAAAUGAAGUAGCAUUAUUCACAUCAAAACUAUUCGUAAUUGACUUUUUGAAUUGUUCAUUGUAAUUCAUGCUUACGUUGAGCUCUGUUCCCUAACAUAUUAUAACAGGUUUCAGUGGUAAAGGUAGAUUAGGAGCUGUGGGUUUAAAACACUUUAUAUGAUAAUGCUUUUAAGAACAUUUUCUUUAUGUUAGAUACAAACCUGUCAAGAUCGAUAUAAUUAGCAGGGAUUUCUUUAGCAAGAUGGUGCAUCAUGCGAAUGGUCACAUACACUAGCGUGGAAUAAAAUAUCUUUAUUGAUUUUUCUAUUUUAACCAUGUAUGGUGCAGCAUCGCUAAAAAGAGCAACACAUCAUCAUGUUGGAGAUAAAAUAUUUAGUGAUUUUUCAAACACUGAUAAAUUGUCUGCAAUCACUUUUUUUUUAUUUCUUUGGCAUUAAUUCAAAUCCAGAGUACAUAUUAACACAUUGCACUAUGCCUGCCUAGUAAAAAUGAGUUCAUAGGAGUUGAGACAGAGUUAUUUCAAGGGAACUGCUAGAAUAUACCUCAAAAUGCUCUGAAAUGCUCUAAAAGGUCCCAAAAUUGCUCUAGAAACUUUAAAAAUGAUUUAAAAAGGGAAAAAUACUCAUAAAAUGAAAAAAAGGAAUGCAUAUGUUAUCAAAAUCUAGGCCUUGGUAAUAAGUAUAAUAAAGAAAGGUAGAUUUGCCAUAAUUUGUCUUGUAAUCAUGGCAGGUUUGGUAUGUUUAUGUGAAUGAUAAUCAACUGCUUAGGUGAUUCUUUUUGUUCAAACUUUACAAAGUUUUUUCUUUCUUUUGAUAAGGAAGGAGUAUGUACAUUUAACUUAUUUAUUUAUUUUUGAAGCACUGAUGAUGAAUUAUUAUGAAGUAAAUUAUUUAUGAAAUAAGAUAGCAUGAAGGAUGUGCUGUGAAAUAUUAAACUCUAUUUCUUAAUUUUAUUAUUCUGUGCUUCCAGUUUCAUUUAAAUAUAUUAUAACACUAAUUUUGCCAUUCUUGAAGAUUGCAUUCUGUUUUCAAAUAAUCCAUCAAGUGAAAUAUCAUUGAUUUUAUUAAAUUAUAGUAAUUUUCUUUUUAUCGUAUAACUUUUAUGUAAAAUUACACAUUAACAUAUUUAUUUUCUAAAAAAUUACAAUUUUUAAAAAAAUAUAAAUAGCACCAGAAAGUAAUUAAGAUAAAUAAUUUAUGUAGUAAUGUGUAUUAGCAUUCAUAUUAGUGCAUAGCUAAAAGAUUGUUUCUUAAUUUAUAUCUUCAAAUGCUUUAGCAAUUUCAUAACACAAGCUCUUUUUCAAGAAUUAUCUGUAGUUUUGUAGUUUGUUUUGAUGAGUAUAAUUACAGCACCAACUUCUUAAACACUGGAAAGCUGAAUGUAAUAAUUGGUUUGAUGUAAGCAAGAAAAUUUUGCCAUCUAUGAAUGCCUUAAAUUUUACAAAAUCUUUGCAGAUUUUUGGCCAUUGGAAAUUGAAACUUCUAACAUAAUCACAGUACGACCUUAUCAUUAGUUAACAAACAAAUUAGGUGGUGUUAAUUAGCAACAUAUUAAGCUGAAGGACCAGAGCCAAUUACAGAUUACUCUACUUGGCAUGAAAAAAUUAAUUCAUUAAUUUUCUUCAUAUAUGUAGCAUACUAUCUGGUUGAAAAUUUCUGAAAAGUUAUCAUGUUUUCACCUUAGUGUUUAUUUUAAUUAGUUGAAUAGUUGGACACUGGUUUAAUCAAAUAUAAUUCAAAUUUUUAAUUAUUCUUAUUUGUUAUAGUAUUUAUAAAUAAUCUGCUCUUGAUUUUGAAUGAUAUAAUUACUUCUUCAUUUAAUAAUUUAUUUUCAUAUUUUUACCAUGAAAAAUGGAAUAAUUACCUCCUCCUCUGUUGUCAUAGCAUAGCAAUAGAAUGGAUCACACAUUUUUGUUAAAAGCUUGACUUAAUAUUUUGUACAUCAUGUAAUUCAUUUCCGGCUAUAUAUUUUUUUUAUUUACCUUUAUAAGAUGUUCACUCUUGCAUUGAAAUACUGUUCAUUAUGCUUAGAAAUAUAUUUUAUUGUUUUAUAUUUUUCUAACAUGCAAAUGGAACUGAAGAAUGGAAAUUAUUUGCUUUUAAGUCUAUUACAUUACUGGGUACUGCUUAAGAAUCUUGUGCCAAAUCUUAGCUUUCUACUGUUUUUCUGGUGCUUUUUUCAUGUGUGCCAAAAUGCUUACCAGUUCUAAUGUGUGAAUGUAACAUCUCUAUCAUCUAAUGUUAUGUAAGCCAAAUAGAACAUUAUAUAACUGUUUCUGUUAUAAAUUUUGCUAUUCUUAUUAGCUUCGUAAGUAAUCAUUUGCCUUUUUUACAAAAUAAAUGAUCCAUGCAAGCUAUUUUGCAAAAUGAGAUGAUUCCUUGGUUAAGUUAUUAUUUUUAUGUUUUCUAUCUUUUGUGUUUUUGUUGUUUCAUGUCAGUAUUAUUUAUUUUUGGAUUUUUCUGUAUUAACAUUAUUAUUAUGAUUAGAGAGCAUAUUGUGUCAUUGUAAUCUGCUUGUUGUUUCCUGAAAAAAACUCACAUCUGCUUCUAUGUCUGAAGAAUGAUGAAAGAUGGUAUUUGCUAUUGCAUUACAGAGUGACUUUUUAAAAAUAUUUUCAGCUAGGCAUAGUAAAAAAAUUCUAUAUGUGUGUCUUGCACUAAAAAUGGAAACCACUAAACUAUGUAAUCACGAGAUUAGUAUUUUAAUUUGAAAAAGUCAAUUUUUUUUGAAAAUUUAUUUUAUUCCAAUAAAUUUUGUUUCUCUUUUGGGAAUAGUAUAAUAACUGUAAAGCAAAAAAGUACAUUUGUAAGAAAAUGCGUGCUAAAAAAUAUAGCUAUUUUAACCAAAUCUUUUUAACAGUUAUUUAAUUACUUAAAAAAUAAUUUACAAUAUUCUGCUGUAAAUAAACAGAUGUUAUGUAACAAAUGAUGUAUAUAAUUAUCAUUAUUAAGAAGUACUAGUACAGACACAAAAAAGAUAAGUUUCCAGUUAAAAUAGAACAAUCUUCUACUGGAAAAAUGUCUUAUAUGUGUGACAUAGUAGUUAUGUUAAGUUCUGUUUCUUUUCCUUAAAAGGUAGGCACAUCAGAGAUGAAUUUAACUUCAAUGUAUGCUUAUGUAGCUGCUAUGAAACUCUUAUUAUAAAAACUCUUAACACUUCUAUUUAGUUGUUUGUGAGAUUUGAAAGGAAGUAGUUAUUGUUAUUGAAUCAUUCCACCUCAAAGCAACUUAAUAGGGGUUUAAUUCAAUGGUGUUUAUAUGCUGAAAAUCUUGUAAAAUGUCUUUUCUGUUAUAUUUUAAUUAUGAAGAAAUUCUAAUUAUAUAACUGUAUAUUUACAAGAUAUAAUUUUAUAAAAGCAUCUCAUCGUACUGAAUAAAUACCACAUUUAAAUAAUGGUUUAUAUAUUCUAUUUUUUACUAUAUUCCAUGUAAAAAUUUGUUAGAUUUAAUUUAACUCAUUUUUUUUUAAUUAACUCUUAUAACUUGCAGAAUUAAAUGCUUUCCAUGGUUAGAAUGAACUACCUAAAUAUGUUUUUCACACCCUUUAUGGAAUCUUUUCCAAGAAUAGUGUAUUUAUUGCAUAUAAUGUAAUAAUUAAGAAUUUAGUUUAAUUUGCUUUCACUAAGUUACUUAGAAUUGAUCCAUGUUUAACUCAAAUACCAUAGCUCAGUCUUGCUUUUUAGAUGCUUAACUUGAAAAUUAAAACAAUCUGUUUAGAAUUAGGACAUUACUAGUCAGAAUCAUGACUUGGAUGAAUGUGAUAGUAAUUCAAAGUAGAAAAAUUUGGCAAAAUGUAAUGGUAGUCAUCAGAUCUACUGAAGUUAAACAUGUACCAUUUCUUAAUAACUGAAAAUUAAUGACAGUAGAAGAGUGACAUUUUCAUGCAAUUUUUAUUCCGAGUUUCAAUUUGACCCACUUCAUAUUCACCCCACUUCAAUCAUUACAUAAUGAGACUAUGUCUUAAAUUAUACAUAGAGAUAGAUGCAUAGAUGUGUGGCUGUGGCUGUACUGAUAUUGAUGCAUCUUAUAAAUAGAGAAAAUGUUUGCACAUUUUCUUUUCUUGUUCUCAUUUCCUUAUAUUUGGAAUACUAAGUAUAAAGCUUAUUCAUUAUUAAUACAAUUUUCACUUAGAAUUUCACUUUAGAAAUAUAUUCAUUCACCUCAAGACAAUAGUGAUAUCCAGUAAACGUAAACUGAAAUGAAAAUUUCUGGCUUAUAUUAGAAUUUAGGAUUAAUGAUAAAAAGAUCACAGUCAAAAUGUAUUGUAUUUUUAAUAAUUAAGUAAUUUUUAGUCAGCUAAAUUUUUAUUAAAAUAUAAAUUGUUAAAUCUCAGUUUUUUUAUUAUUUUUAAUCUGAGAAAAUACGUUUUAAUAUCACAGAAACAAAUGAAGAUGAAUAAAUACAUUUUUAUGUGUGGACCAAACUUAAUCAUGUCUUCUAUGAAACUGAAUUCCCCCCCCCCAAUUGAUUCUCAACUUGUCAUUCAGAUUAUAAAGUAUGAGGAAUAGUACUAAAAAAUUUCAAUUAUUUAAUUGUAAAUUUUAAUUAUGAAUUUUAAUAUAAAUUCCCUCAUUAUUAGCAGCUAGGGGUAAUCAUUUUAAAGUUAAAAUAAGAUUAAUAAAAACAUUUUGUGUUUUUAAUAGAAAUUUCUUUUAUAGUGUGAAUUUAUUCUUCUCUAGCAGCUGAAAAUAUUUAUUAAUGUGUGAAAUUGUGGACCAUUAGUAUUGAAUUUCAUACCCAUAUUUUUGGAAUGUGUACCAAUGAUUCUUUGUAAUUGAGUUAUAUAUUACCUCAUUCAUAGUCUCUAUCAUACUGUGUUGCAUUCCUUAUUUUUGAAAUUAGGAGUAUGUUUCUCAGGAUUAUUUUGCUUUUAAGUUCUUUUUAUGAGGGAAAUAUUAUGUUUGUGGUAUAUAUCUGUCUUCUUUUGUGUUUGUGUAUGAUCAUUUUUAUGUAUGUGUUUGUAUUUGCAUCUACAUUUGCACUGUGCAUUUUCAGUUCAUGAUUGUAUUGUGGAAAGAUCUGAAAAUUUGGUAUUAAAAUCUAUAUUUGUCUCAAAUAAUCAAUAAAUUUUUUUAUAUAAUCA